This is a messenger RNA of Sipha flava (yellow sugarcane aphid), 4834 nucleotides long. Its product is annotated as chaoptin. Gene Ontology annotation, molecular function: protein binding. NCBI's taxonomy places the organism in Eukaryota, Metazoa, Arthropoda, Insecta, Hemiptera, Aphididae. The coding region runs from base 307 to 4401 and encodes 1364 amino acids. The record is from RefSeq and is a predicted model, not a curated record. The transcript is spliced from 9 exons.
GCACUGCACACACGGCAGUCGUCGCUAGUCGGUUCUCCCGGGUGUUGUUCGCGUCCGUUCGUACCACGCGCGCGCGUACUUGUUUGUUUAUCGUAUUUCCGCGGUUCCACUAUACCGUUAACCCUUUUUGUACACAGUGUGUGUGCGCGUGUGCGUUGGUUUUCCAAACCCGGGAGUGAGAACUCGUUCGUCGGUAUGCACCGGAAACGACAGUUAUCGGAUAAGUGACGUGAAUAUAUCUGUUUUAUCGAUUUUUUUUGAUUAUUUUUUUUUCACUCUCCGUCGAAUACGCACCAAAGAUUAGUCAUGCGUACCAGAUGGAAGGAAGUGCUGUGUAUAACACUGUUGAUAAUAUUCAACGCGUGCUUAUCUACUUCUACGUUGUGCGAAGAUUUGAAAGUGGAAUUUCGAUAUCCGUGUGUCUGCGAAGAACUAAGUCAGAUCGGCGGCCUAGCGUUGAAUUGUGAUGGUGUAGUCUAUUCAAGUGACCACGUGAACUUACCAAAAAAUCUACCAGUUUUGGUAUUCACUCAAAGAAACGCUGGUCACCAUUCUGUACCCACACAACUUUUUCCGUCUACGGUCAAACUGGACCUGUCACAAAAUUCGAUCCGGCGAUUAUCCGAAAAAUCGUUCGGUGUUAUACAAAACACAAUCGAAGACCUGCGGUUAGGGGGUAAUCUAUUAGGCGACACUUUAAACCCAAUAUUUUCUACUACCGAAUUUCAUGGAUUGUCAAAGCUCAUACGAUUGGAUCUGAGUGAAAACAGAAUAUCUUCUUUGGAGGAAGGCAUAUUAAAGGGCUGUGUACAUUUAGAGGAACUGAAAUUAGACGGUAACCGACUAGAAUUUAUUCCAAGUUUAUCGUUGAAUGGUCCAGAAUCAUUACGGAAAUUAUCUUUAAAAAAUAAUCGAAUAGAUAGUAUACAGCAAGGUUCUUUUCUUUCUCAGAAGUCUUUAUUAGUAAUAGACUUAACAUCCAACAGAAUAAAUAAUGUUGAGAUAGGAGCAUUUGAAGGCUUGUCGGUGUUAAAACAACUUUUAUUAUCCGAGAAUCGUUUGUCCAAGUUUAACAGUGAUAUUUUUUCUGGUGCGGAAAAAUUAGAAAAAUUAGAUAUCUCCAACAAUUUUAUAAUUGAAUUUCCUUUAGUUGCUUUACAAAAAUUUGAUAAUUUAAAAGUACUGAAUUUAUCUUCAAAUUUAAUACAGAAAUUAGAGAACACGCAAUUAACUUCAUUGGAAGUUCUUGAUGUUAGCAGAAAUAAUAUCGGAAAUAUUUCACCGGGGACUUUUAAAAGUUUAAAAAAACUCAAAACCUUAAACUUAGCUGUAAACAUGUUAAGAACUGUCGAAGAUGAUGCUUUUGAAGGUUUAUCAAAUCUCGAAUCUUUGUCUUUAGAAGAUAAUAAUAUAUUAUUAAUACCUGCAACAGCACUUAGUAAAUUACCACGUUUAAACAAAUUGCGCCUGGAUUACAAUAGAAUUGCUGCGCUUUCGUCCAAUAUUUUGCGUGGACUGUCGGAAAUCUUGACUGAACUAGGACUGAGUAGAAACGUCAUUAGAGAAAUACCACCAGAUGUAUUUCAAGAUUUUAAACAUUUAAGAGUACUUGAUUUGUCCGGAAAUUUAUUGCUGUCCGUAGAACUAUCGACGUUCUCUGGCCUAGAAGAUACGCUUGAACACUUAAAUCUUCAAGGCAAUCGGAUCGCUUCAAUUUCAUCAGAACCAUUGAAUCUUCAAAAACUGAAAACUCUUGAUUUGUCAUACAAUCAACUGAAAGAAAUUCCUAGACACACUUUUACUGUAAUGUCUUCAUUGUUAAGUUUAAACCUGAGCCAUAAUUCACAUUUGGCUUUAAUACCUGUAAGCGUAUUCCAUCCUUUAACGAAACUGCAAAAACUAGAUAUCAGCUUUACUAGUAUAAAAGUUUUAAGUCCGGAGUUAUUCUUCAAAACAUCAUCACUUACUCACCUUUUCAUACAAAACAAUGGUAUUACUGAAUUACCAGAAACUAUGUUUCAAAGCCUAUCAAAUCUAAUUACAUUAGAUUUAUCAGAAAAUCAAAUAACAAAUAUACGAAUCGGCUCAUUUAUGGGUUUAUCUUCUGUUAAAUAUGUAAAUUUAUCAAAAAAUAAAUUAUCAUCAUUCAAAGGUGAAUACUUCAUAACGAAACGAAGCAAUGGGACUCCGCUUGAAGAAAUUGAUUUGUCUGACAAUCAAAUUAGUUAUUUGUUUCCGUCUACUUUUAAAGUACAUCCCACUAUUAAAAAAAUCAAAGUGUCUAAUAAUAAAUUCAACUUUUUCCCCUCUGAGUUGAUUGCUGGCUUGGCGUAUUUACAAGAGGUAGAUUUAAGCAAAAAUAGUCUCAAAACAUUAGAAGAAUUCGAUUUCGCAGGCCUACCAAGGUUAAGAAAAUUAAACUUGGCCGAUAACGAAAUAGACACCAUAAGCGAGACAACGUUUCAUAAUUCUACUCAAUUACAAAACAUAAUGUUGGCCAACAAUAACUUGGAACGAAUCGGAGAGAGAACUUUUCAAGGGCUAAAUCGAUUGCAAUAUUUGGAUUUGGAAAACAAUAAUUUGACAGAAUUACCCGAUUUGAUUUUCGAUCGUACAAGAUUAAAAGUUCUGGAAAACAUCAACCUGGCCAAAAAUAAGUUUACCAUAGCCCCGCUGAAAAGCUUACAGAAGCAAUACUUUUUCUUGUCGUCGGUCGACUUGUCCUCGAACCAGCUGACGGAAUUGCAACCGGAUGAUAUCAUACUGGUGAACAUCAAGAAGUUGGACCUGUCGUUCAACCGCCUCUCACCAGAGACCAUCAAGAACAUACUGAGCGAGCCGAAGACGGUGCGCGAACUGAACUUGGCGGGCACCGGUAUAAAAGCCGUUUCCGCUUUGGAGACGCCAUUCUUGCGAAAACUCAAUUUGUCACACAACGAAAUCGACGCGUUGGAUGAGCACAUAUUCGACCGGGCCACGUUGGUCGAGGAGCUGGACCUGUCGCACAACCGGUUGCGGAGCUUGGCGUCACUGCGUGGUGCGUGGCCGAAGCUGAACCAAGUGCAGUUGGUUGACAUCUCUUGGAAUCCAAUACUGAACAUCGUGCAAGGGGACUUGGACAAACUGGGAUCGCUGCGAUCGUUACGCAUUAACGGAUUAACGGAAUGCGACCGGAUCGAGAAGAACGCGUUCCGUAACCUCGGCAACCUGGUCGAACUGAAGAUGUACGAGUUCCCGAAGUUGGGCUAUCUGGACGUGACCGGAUUGCUCAACUACCUGCAGUCGCUGGAAACGCUGGAGAUCGAGGUUAAGGACCCGUCGAUCGGCAGCCAGCUGUCGGCCGCGAUGAACCCGCGGCUCAAAUCGCUGACCAUACGGGGCCAGCGGAUCACGUCCAUAUCGUCGGGAGCGCUGGCCGGCCUCAAGUACCGGCAGGUGUACAUCAGCAUCCAGAACACGUCGCUGACCGCGUUGCCACCGUCGCUGCUGAUCGCGUUGCCCCGGUCGUCCGUCAUCCAGCUGGACGUGUUCGACAAUCAGCUGACCACGCUUUCGUCGCAGUUCCUGGCUGCGCUCGACGACCGGCGUAGCUUACUCAAGCUCAACGGGCUCCGGUCCAACCCUGUGUACUGCGACUGCAACGUGCGCGCGUUGCGCAGGUCGCCGCUCGCGCUAGACCUGGUCUGUUCCGCGCCCGCGUUCGUGGCCGGCAACCUGCUCAUCGAGAUACCAGACGACGAUCUGACGUGCGACGUGAGUCGUCAGACGACCACGACCACUAGUACGACCACCACGACAACGGCCGCGCCCGCGACGCCCGGCAGUGCGAUCGUCAAAGCGCCGCCCAAGGGGACGCAGCAGCGCGCGACCACCACGGAGCCGGACAUCAUAUGGUCGCUGCCACCGGCCAUAGCGGCCGCGCCCAACCUGCAACAGAAGACAUCGGGGGCGGCGGGCAAGCAGCCACCAAAUCUGGCGGCCGCGGCCGCGACCGUCACCAACGACGACACACUCAUCAUCGGCAUCGUGGCCGGCGUGGUGGUGUUCAUCGCUAUACUGGUGAUCAUCAUAUGCAUCGUGCGCAUACGGCUGUCCACGGCCGAGUACAACUCGCACAUGAACGCGCUACCGCCCGUACUUGGCGCCCCAAUGCAUUGCACAAAUCAGUCGUGCCCGUGUCCGAAGGUGCACAGUCAGCUGGGCGCCGGCCACAUGUACCCGAUGUCGGCCGCGUCCUACAGCAACAGCUACGCCACAUUGCCCGCGCACAAGCUGUCAUCCGUGUCGUCGCCGUUGCGACAGUCGUACAACACGUUGAACGCGCCCGCGCCGUACACGCAUAAUCCCUAUUACAUACCGUACGCCGGUGACGAGAAGGAGUACGCGAUGAGCAUGAGAUAAUCGACGGCGACUCCGCUGUCGACCGCUACCAUUACUACGCAUAGGCGCAAAUAUGAGGGUGGGACUGGUGGGGCUAAGCCCCUCCCCCAAAAAACAAACGAUUUUACUACAUGUUUUGUUACAAUGUAAAAACGUCCUGUACAGCACUGAGCUUUAGCCCUUCUCCCAAAUUUCAAACACUAUUUGCGCCUUUGCUACUGCGUUCCCCGCAACGAUUUCGCGAACAAUCAUUUGACCGAUACAAUUGUAUAUAGUUUACCAUUACGCGUAUUCGUAGGUAUACCACGGUGUUCAAACGCACAGCGACAAAGAAUCAAAAACUCUAGAUAUUAAAUGCAGUGUACGUCGGAUUAUUCCUUGUACCUAAUAUUAAUAAAUCAUCUUGCCAUUGUACAUAUAGAUUUUUAAUUGUUUAUUAUUAUUAUUAUUUUUU